UGGGCCUGUUCUUUGGGCCUGGUCCGGCCAAUUAGAACUGACCUUUUGAGUCAGCUGACUCGAUCUGAACUCAGGACAAACCCCAGACAGACAGGUCGACAAUCCGUGACAUUUUGACUUGAUUUCCGAAAAAGACAGGAUUGAGGGUUGUCACCGUUGUCACGCACUUGACGCAUCUAUCAAAUCCGUCGUUGGUGGCCAAUCCGUGGCCAAUCCGUGGCCAAUCAAUCAAUGCCAAUACCAAAAUGUCCAUCUCCCAACGCUCUCGAGUGAUCCAACUCUAUAAGACCCUGAUCCAUCUGGGACGGGAUUAUCCCCAAAAUCCCCGAGGAUUCCAGGCUAAUGUCCAUCGGGUGUUCAUGAAAAAUAGAGAUGUCCGGGAAGAGCACACCAUUGAAGCUUUGAUCGCCCAAGGACAAUACGUGGUCAAGGAAUUGGAGGCCCUGUACAUGCUCAAAAAGUACCGCACGCUCAAACGGCGAUACGACCGCAGCCUAGAUCCUUGAAUUAGUCCGAUGCUGCCAGUUCAGAAUAAAAUUCCUCGCUGAA
This is a messenger RNA of Tigriopus californicus, 549 nucleotides long. RefSeq names its product electron transfer flavoprotein regulatory factor 1-like (gene osi). The transcript has 2 exons. Gene Ontology annotation, cellular component: mitochondrion. Bases 246 to 506 code for a protein of 86 amino acids. NCBI's taxonomy places the organism in Eukaryota, Metazoa, Arthropoda, Copepoda, Harpacticoida, Harpacticidae. The record is from RefSeq and is a predicted model, not a curated record. Gene Ontology annotation, biological process: respiratory electron transport chain.